Messenger RNA from Cuscuta europaea, 1875 nucleotides. Lineage: Eukaryota; Viridiplantae; Streptophyta; Magnoliopsida; Solanales; Convolvulaceae. The record is from the annotation of a GenBank genome assembly.
ACCCUCUCUUCUCUCCCUUCAUUCACUAUUUUCUCGAAAUUUCUUUCCUGGAUGUUUCGUGUACGUCUCUCCCCACCCAAGAUCAUCACCAUUCCAAUAGUCUAAUUCCUCUCCCGCUGACAAAGAAGAACAGAAGCAAGCAGGGGAACAUGCAUAUGAAUGAACUUUCUGGUAAACGAGUUUUGAAUGGGCCCCUAAUUAAAAAAAGAGGUUUAAGCGAUACCCCUAAUGGUAAGGAUGAAAGUAUCCAACUAUGCCCUCGAAAUGGAUGUAGCGGAAGGCUUAACUGUACUAGAACUGGUGGAUGCUUCCCAAAACUUUACUCAACAAAGCAAAGUUUCAAUCCUUCUAGUGUAAAGGAAGGCAUCGCUAGUUCUUCAAGAACAUCUUCUCUUACAGGGAAACCACACACGGAAUAUCAUAGAAAAUCACCCUCUCACAUAAAAACUGAUCGAUUGGAGGCUAAAACUUUUCAGAAUGAGACAUUGAUUCAAAAGAAAACAGAUUCAUCAAGAAAUACAGAAUCUAGGAAAAGUACGGUUUGGGAAACGGGUUGCUCCAGCGGGUUGUCAGGUUCAAAGAAUCAGCCAACACAGCAUGGUAAUAAAUUCAAAAGCGCCAACCAAAAAAGUUUGAGGACUCGAACUCCUAAAUGCAGUCCAUCAGCAUCAUCUUCCCUUGCGCAUUCAUCAUCAGAAUCUAGGUUUAUGAAAAAGAGAAGCUCUCAAAGCGAGAGUAGUAGUUCAUCUUCAUCUGUACGAAACAAAACAAGCAAUCAAUUCACCAAAGAAGGCCGUGGAUUGCUUAACAAUCGCGGGGUUUUAAUUUCUGAUGUUAAUAACAAUGCUGUGUUUGGAAGUAAUGUAAACUCCAGAGUGAGAAGUCGUGAUCAGAACUCACGAUUGCUUAGGCCAAAUACACCAAAUACCCAUAUGCUCAAUUCGACAUUUCGAUUUUCGACAGAUAUUUCUCCAAGUGAAUCUAGUUCUUACAGUGUUCCUGGUAAUGAUGAUGAUAAUAGUAUACACAGUUUACUGCACUUCCCAUCUGUGGAGUUUAACAUCGGUCAGACAAAUAAUCGUGAUGGCUUGUGGAGAUAUAACAUGGAUGAAAUUUCUGGGGCAUUGUCACAGCUUGAGAGAAUUGAAAAUGACGAAGAGUUAACAUAUGAGCAACUACUGGCACAUGAAAGCAAUGUAUUCCUCAGUGGCAUUAGCUUCUUCGACCAUCAUAGAGACAUGAGGCUUGACAUUGAUGACAUGUCAUAUGAGGAAUUACUAGAUCUUGGGGAAAGGAUGGGCACAGUAAGCACAGCUCUUUCAGAGGAAGCAAUGUCGAAGUGCAUAAGGAGAAGCAUUCAUCAGGUUUCAUUUAAGGUUGCAGGUAUUGCUGGUCUGAAAGGGGUUGAAGAUGACAAUAAAUGCUGUAUUUGCCAGGAGGAAUAUGUGUUGGGGGAUGAGAUUGGGAAGUUGGAGUGUGAACAUAGGUAUCAUUUGGGGUGCAUUCAAAAGUGGCUAAGGAUGAAGAAUUGGUGCCCUAUCUGCAAGGCUUCUGCAGAUAGAUCAUCACAGCCUUAGUUCACAACAUGGGGGGUGCCACAUGUCAGAGGGUCUCUCUUCAGUUUCCUCUUGUACAUAUUUACUUUUUAUUUUUCUCAUAAACAUUUUAGAAGCUUUUGGUUUCAAUAAAAUGGUCAAGAGUACCCGGGGCUAAUUGCUCUGCGGUGGAAACUUUUUAUAGUUCAGUAGGCGCUGAUGUGAUAUUGUGUUUUGGUUUUUCUGCAAAAUGUUAACAGCAUAAUAACGCUUAUACAUAAAUUUAAUGACAAAACUAUGGAAAUAAUCAUUUUCGCAAUUGUUUUUUCCUCAUUCGUCC